AUGGGCCGGGGCCUCGGCAAUGAUCGUAUGCUCUUCUUGGCCAACUUGAUCCGUUCCACUAAAGCAGAGGUAACUUUUGUCUCAGAAAUUAAGUCUUCCAAAGUCUGUUCUGUUUAUCUUGUUAAUAGAUUUGAUGUUACUAAUGUCCUUGUAGUUCCCUCUAGAGGUGCUUCGGGAGGUCUCUGGCUUAUGUGGACUGAUGAUCUGAAUAUUACUGUUCAUAGUGCUACUUUCCACCAUAUAUUAGCUAAUGUAGUUCAUCCUGCUUCUGGGGUCCAAUUUUGUUUGAUUUGUACUAGCAAACAUGCCCGUGUGUUGCAAUGGUAUUUUUUUUCUUUUAACAGGCCCCUAUCUCAAUAA
This is a messenger RNA of Triticum turgidum subsp. durum (durum wheat), 360 nucleotides long. The record is from the annotation of a GenBank genome assembly. NCBI's taxonomy places the organism in Eukaryota, Viridiplantae, Streptophyta, Magnoliopsida, Poales, Poaceae.